ACAAAGAUCAAAUAGAACUAGGACAGAAUCUAACAGAGGCAAAAAGACUAAUAGAAGACAUCACAGAGCAGACUACAACCAAACAGACAGUAACUGUUAUAGAAGAGACAAAAAGUUUAACAGAAGAAAUCACAGUGCAGAUAUAUACUAAACAGACAGCAUCUGGUAGAGAAGUUGAUCUGGAAGUACAGACAUUUACUGAAAAAACAGCAUCUGGUGAAGAAGCUAAUCUGAAAGGACCAGAAGACACUGUGAAGACACCUGUCAUUCAGAUGACACCUGACAGUAAAGUUGAUCUUGAGGGUCCAGGGCAGAUAUCUACUGAACAGACUGAGACAAAAAGCCUAAGAGAAGAAAACACAGUGAAGAUAUAUACUGAACAGACAGCAUCUGGUAGAGAAAUUGAAGGCCCAGAAAACAAAGUGCAGACACCAGACAAUCAGAUGAUAGCUGAUAAUAAAGUUGAUCUGGAAGACAAUAAAGUGCAGACACUGGUCAAUAAGACAACAGCUAAUAAUAUAGAAGAUGUGAAAGAUUUUGUAUGUGCAGUAAAUGCAGUAGAGACAUAUACUGAACAGACAGCAUCUGGUGAAGAAGUUAAUGUGGAAGAGACAAAAAGCUUAAGAGAAGAAAACACAGUGCGGAUAUAUACUGAACAGACAGCAUCUGGUAGAGAAGUUGAUCUAGAAGGCCCGGAAAACAAAAUGCAGACACCAGACAAUCAGUUGACAGCUGAUAAAAAAGUUGAUCUGGAAGUAAAUGCAGUAGAGAAAUCUACUGAACAGACAGCAUCUGGUCAAGAAGUUAAUAUGGAAGGUGACACUAUGGACCUUGGAGGAGAGAGCAUCUGGGACAUCUGGGACAAGACCAAGCACUACAAUGAUGAGACCUUUCAAGAGGAAUACAUGGACCAGGAGGAUGGGAUCCCCACUUCACUGUUAACCCUGGAAGAUGCUUUUAGGAGAAUAAAGAGAUGGAGACAGAGCCUGGCACCACGGUAACCAACCUGAAGACAGUUCCAGUCGCCCCCGAUGCCCUGCUGUCUGUCCAGGAACUGGACAUGUGUGAGGAGGUGAUGGUCACUGUCACCUGUCCGGAUAUCACAGCCAACACAGACCUUGGAGGAAAACCUAAUAACCCACGCACACGCAAGUUUACAGAAGAUGAAACCACACCAAAGCCAAUUUACAAGAAGGCUAAGAUAGAGGUUGAACCAGAGGAUUCUGAGAAUGCACGCUGAUUGAAGGAGAAACAAAUCACUGAGCGGGCAGCGUUCCUUGAGUGAGAGAACACGGCGUUACGGCAGGAAGUGUCUGAGCUACGGCAAGACUGCCUGCAGCAUGAACGUUUUGGCUCACUAUGCUGCCAGAUACAUAGAGCUGUAAGGGACCAAACACUGGCAACCCCCGGAUAUAGCACAGAUUCUAUUAGACAGUACCAACAUUUUGGUCAGGUCACCAAGUAGCUUCAUUCUUAGUUUAUUCUGGUCAUGAGUCAGUCAUAAAAAGCCACUAUUGCACUAGUCACAUUGCCUUCAUACCAAACCAUGAAUAGGUGAUAUGAAUUGACAAAUGUAUGACUUUAUAGGAGAAGUUAUCCAUGACAUCACAUUAAAUGUUAGAGUUGAUGAUUAAAUGUUAACCCUCCCCACUUUACCUCUUGUUAAAUUGUCAUAGCAGUUCAGACAGGAAACCCGGGUGGUCAACGGUCAGCGACAUAUUAGCUGAUGCCUGGGAUCCUCAGGUUACUCACUCAGGCUGGUCUUACUAGAAUGAGGGUACAAACCUACCCACCACCCCUGGCUCCAGCUGUUUGGUUCUGUUUUCCUUUUCAUGAGGGGACCGGUACUGGUUAUCUUGCUCAUUGCCUGUGGGGAUUGCUAUGAUAUUAUGGUUUUAAUAUCAUUAUUAGUAGUAUCAUAUAGGAUCAUGUGUUUGGCAGUGAGCUAACCCAGAGGAGCAGAACCAAGCAUCAAAACCGGUAUAAAUUAUUGUUGUGCAUGUUCUAAUAAAUGGUUACAUUUAAAUGUGGUGUUUUCUGUCUGAACUCCAUUUUGUCCUUCUGAUAAAUCAUUUUGUUUUUUUAAGUCCAUUACU
Molecule: messenger RNA, 2096 nt
Organism: Esox lucius (northern pike)
Lineage: Eukaryota; Metazoa; Chordata; Actinopteri; Esociformes; Esocidae
Exons: 18
Coding region: 273-1001 (242 amino acids)
Source: RefSeq, a predicted model, not a curated record